This is a messenger RNA of Vigna radiata var. radiata (mung bean), 2059 nucleotides long. Its product is annotated as putative membrane-bound O-acyltransferase C24H6.01c. Gene Ontology annotation, molecular function: acyltransferase activity. The coding region runs from base 217 to 1815 and encodes 532 amino acids. The transcript is spliced from 20 exons. The record is from RefSeq and is a predicted model, not a curated record. Lineage: Eukaryota; Viridiplantae; Streptophyta; Magnoliopsida; Fabales; Fabaceae. Gene Ontology annotation, cellular component: endoplasmic reticulum.
AUGGAAAAAAAUAAUAAAAAAAAGAGGAGUGAUGGUAAGAGAUCUUGUCUUCUCCAAAGUAUGAACCGCACUUUUCACUUUUCAUCCAACCCUGAACCUCUCUUCUGUUCUCCGUCGAUUAGUUGAAGACUUCCCACUUCAAUUUUCACGUCCAAUUUCUUAAAUGGAAACGAAAAAUUGGUGGUGUUGAGGUGCUAAUUAGAGGUCAAUUUGCAAAUGGCUACAUCUGCUAAUUCCAGUAAGAGCGGGAACUGGAAGCGAAAAGAAUUGUGGUUUCUUGUGAUUUAUGCAAUCGUUUUCUAUGUUAUUAUCAUCAACCGUUCACUUCAACUCUCUCGCGAUUAUCACAAACAGCUGUCAGGUUUACGCCCGGGUUGGCUCUUAGCUAAUCACCUCAAUGAUGUUUCAGAUGCUCAGUGGAAGAAUUUUAGAGGGAAUGUACCUGUUCUUACUCUCGUCUUUGGAAUUUUCACUCUUCUUGCCUACUUGAUGAAAGCUUCCUUUGACUUAAGAGUUAGAGGAAUGUCCAUUGUGUGGCUUUUGUUUUCUUUGGCCUACUUGUCAUAUCUUCAUGGAGCAUGCAUUGUUUUUAUCCUAUCAAUAGCUACUGGUAAUUUUAUUCUUGUAAAGAUAUUUGCACAGAAGGAGUACUUUCCACUUAUAGUUUGGAGUUACAACAUAUUGUUUCUUCUCUGUAAUCGGAUUUACGAAGGAUAUUCAUUCUCUAUAUUUGGGCAACAAUGGGCAUUUUUGGAAAAUUACCGAGGCAGCUUUAGGUGGCACAUAUGCUUCAAUUUUGUUGUUUUGCGCAUGAUAAGCUUCGGAUUUGAUUAUCACUGGACUAAUCGAGAGUCUCAUUUUGAUGAGGAGAAGCAUUAUCAACGUUGUCAUAUUUGUAAAUCCGGAAAAUCAUGCUAUCAAGUUUUACAGGAGAGAAGUCUGCACAGUGACAGGUUUGGAUAUAUCACAUACCUUUCUUAUUUGGUAUAUGCACCCCUUUAUAUCGCUGGUCCAAUACUGAGCUUCAAUGCUUUUGCCUCACAGUUAGAUGUUCCUCAAAACGCUAUUUCGGUUAGAAAGGUGACACUUUAUGGUUUCCGCUGGAUGUUGAGUAUGAUUCUCAUGGAAUUAAUGACUCAUCUAUGCUACUAUAACGCUUUUGCUAAGAGUGAUUUGUGGAAGCACUUAUCGCCUAUGGACGUGUUCAUCAUUGGAUAUGGUGUAUUAAACUUCAUGUGGCUAAAAUUCUUAUUGAUCUGGCGCUUUUUCCGAUUUUGGUCACUGAUAAAUGGAAUUGAGGCUCCGGAAAACAUGCCAAAAUGCAUUAAUAACUGCCACAACUUGGAAGGCUUCUGGAAAAAUUGGCAUGCUUCCUUCAACAAGUGGCUUGUGAGGUAUAUUUACAUUCCUCUUGGUGGAUCUAAGAAAAAGCUACUAAAUGUGUGGGUUAUAUUCACAUUUGUUGCAAUCUGGCAUGAUUUAGAGUGGAAGCUUCUUUCAUGGGCAUGGUUGACCUGUUUAUUCUUCAUCCCUGAGUUGGUUUUUAAAUCAGCAGGAAAAGCCUUUCAGGCUCAAAGUUCUUUUGGAGUAUGCAUAUUUCGUGAACUCAGUGCUGUUGCUGGGGCAGUCACAAUUACGUGCCUCAUGGUGGCUAAUCUGGUUGGGUUUGUGGUUGGACCGGGAGGCAUUAACUGGCUGCUUUCUUCUUUCCUUCAGAAGGAAGGUUUGCCAGUCCUUGGUGGCAUGCUUGUGACAUUUUACGUUGGAACAAAGAUUAUGUUCCACAUUGACGAGGCUAAGCAAAGGUUGUCCUGAACUGGGGACAAUUACUUUUGACCAUGUGAAAAUAUUCAAAUUCAUUUUCAGUGUCAGGAGUUCCAAAUGUGCUUGACUUGGAGGUGUCUGCGGGUGCCUUUCUUUUUAUGAAAGAUUUCCUGAUGUAUUGUACAUUAAAUUGGGAGCCAUACCUUCGAAUGUUUUACACCAUAUAGUCUUAGAAUGCGGAAAAAUGAAGAAAAUCUGUUGAUUUUGAUACCUUAUUACAUCGGUUUGUGCUUUA